Homarus americanus (American lobster) is the source of this 3229-nucleotide messenger RNA. RefSeq lists its product as uncharacterized. The record is from RefSeq and is a predicted model, not a curated record. Bases 96 to 2780 code for a protein of 894 amino acids. Gene Ontology annotation, molecular function: phosphatase activity. NCBI's taxonomy places the organism in Eukaryota, Metazoa, Arthropoda, Malacostraca, Decapoda, Nephropidae. Gene Ontology annotation, biological process: phosphatidylinositol dephosphorylation. The transcript is spliced from 15 exons.
GUCUAUUCAGGGCUGUACCCUGUAACGAUUGGAUCUCGAACAUUCAAGAUGAAAGUUAUUGCACAUCAAGGUCUUAUUAUAAGGUGCUAAACUGGAUGGAUUCUGCAACCCAAGAUGACAGUGGAGGAGGCAGAAAGAUGGGCCUGGCACGGCUGGCAAAAACACGCAACUUGUCAAACAGUUUGAACAGCCUUCAGAUGAUGGAUGGAAAACAAGAUGAGAAAGAUGAAUUUACUAAUGAUUCAAACAUACUAAUAUCAUCCUCUCCAUCAGCGACAUCUUCAUUUCCUACAGUUAUCCUUAUCACCCCAACCCAAUCGUCCAUACAUCCCCCAGACCUCAACAGUCUUCACGACACCCAGAGAUCACUUGACCCAUUAAGUGAUGUUCAAGCAUCACCUGUGCGAAAUCUUAGUAAGCAGAGCGCCACGGUCAACCUAUUGCCCAACAAGAUGAAUGUGUCGGAGCUAAGUGGACAACAACCAACUGAUCGAAAAUGCAAAAGUGUUAAUAUGGAGGAGGACUUGAUGUCACUGGACUCUGUUGGGCACGCUCAUGUUCCAUGCAGUGAUCCAGAUUUUAUUCGGAAUGCAAAAUCCGGAGUAAGAGCAAACCAGUGCAGUCCAGAUGUAAAGGUUAUAACUACAAGUGAUACAGAUCUUUCCAAUGUGAAGAGGGGUGAGAAUACAUCUAAUGUCACUCCUAAGUUAUCUUCUCUACGACUCUCUCGCCGUUCCCGCCUGGCUCCACCACAGGUCAAGCGAUCAAGUUCUAUGACUCGUCUUACAGAAGCUAUUAAUCAGAUACACAAUUUGUGUGUUUUUCCAGCCCACCAAGUUCCCACGGCUCAAACAAAUGAAGGGUUGUCAGAAUGCAGUCCUAAAUCACCACUCAAGUCUCCAUCCGUACGCCAGCCAGUGUCUGAGGUAAACGGUAGUGUUGCCCUUGCACCCCUCAUUGCCACAAGCAGUAGAACUGACAAAGUGUGCACCCAGUCUCCUAAGCUUGCCCGGCAGCCAGCAUUUAGAGAGACUAUUAAUGAAAAUAGAAAAUCAUGCACGGAUUCCCUUAAUAUUUUUGCAUACCAACGUGAUAGAGUUACUAAUUACAAAACUGACGUUGAAUGUAUCACACAUUCACCCAGUGUGUCUAGUCCAAAGGAUGUGCCUUCUAGUCAAUCCAUUACUAAUAUUCUAGAGAAUGGAUUUUGUGCUUCUUAUCCCUUAAGAACUAAACAUAAAACACCUAGUGCUAGUAGUAAAGCUUCAAGUUCCAAUAGUGAAUCUUCAGAUGUUGGGAGUUCUAAAAGUGGUAAUAGUAGAUGGAGGUCACAUGAGUGUAAAGAUGAAAGGAGAAUAAGAAAGAAGAGUGGGCAGAGAAGUAGCAACGUUCCCAAGAGCAACAGUGGUCCUGCAGAGUUAAAACAUGCAAGUACAGCUCCAGACAGCUUUAUGAAUGAAGAAGAUCACCCGUUUUAUAGUGCCUCAUGCCUUCAGUCAGAUCGGGUAGAAGGGUUAACGGGUCGUUCAACAUCAUGGUAUGGAUACAAGAAAAUGACUGAUGGUUCUGAAGGAAAUGAAGAACAGGAGAGUCAAAAUCUCCCAGAUUCGCCACUUCAGACAUGCCGGUCAGCCUCCUUAGAUGAACUGAACAACAUUGGUCUUUCUUAUGGAUUGCCAUUAAUAUCACCAGUGGAUGCUAAGAAAAAGAACUAUCUUUUUGGAGGGAUGAGUAGCCUGCUUGGGGCAUCAGAGUUAGACCGCUACUUCCCAACCCGCACAAUUAACAUCUUUAUUGCUACUUGGAACAUGAAUGGCAAGGAGCCACCAAUGAACCUAGAAGCAUUUUUGCUUCCUGAAGAAAUGGAUCACAUGCCUGACAUGUUUGUUGUUGGCACACAAGAGUCUGGUGGUAGCCGUUCUGAGUGGGAGGUCCGUCUACAGGCAACCAUUGGCCCUUCUCAUGUGCUCUUUACCUCAGCUAUAUUUGGUGUUCUUCAUCUGACCAUAUUUCUACGUAGAGACCUGCUUUGGUUCUGUUCUGUGCCAGAAGAAGCAACCUACAGUCUUCGUCCUGGUAUUGCUUAUAAGACAAAAGGAGGAAUGGGAAUAGGCUUCCAGUUCUUUGGUACUAGGAUGCUCUUCAUAAACUCGCAUCUAACAGCUCAUGAGGAGAAGCAGGCCUAUCGAAUCCAAAACUUCCGCAAUAUUACUCGAUCUCUUGACUUACCUCGCAUUUUACCUCACAGACAUAAACAUAAAGAUGUCACUCAUCGUUAUGAUUGUGUAUUCUGGCUGGGUGACCUCAAUUUUCGUCUAGCUGUGAAUCGUGAUCAUGUAUUUGAACGAUUAAAGAAUGCUGGACCUGAGGCCUAUCAGCAUCUUCUCCAGUGGGAUCAACUGUCCCAAGCUCGACGGAAAGGUGAAGCCUUUACCGAAUUUGAGGAAGGUCCCAUUACCUUUGCCCCAACAUUCAAGUAUGACCCUGGCACUGACCACUAUGACACUUCUUCUAAGCAACGUGUUCCAUCUUAUACUGACAGGAUCCUGUUUAAGAGCACUCGUGGAGCAGUUACAUGUUAUAGUUAUGACUCGUGUUCAUUGUUCAAGACUUCAGACCAUAAACCAGUGCUAGGAGCCUUCCAUUGCAAAAUUAGACCUGGCAAGGAUGAUGUACCACUGGCAGCUGGAUUAUUCAAUCGGGAUGUAUACCUAGAAGCAUUAAGGCGAAGGCGUCGAUUUUUAUAUCAACCAUCUAUGCGUAACUGCCCAGUGCAAUAGUGUUCUUUUGGAUUGUAAAUGAGGCAUUAAUCCUGAAAUACCAUUUAUAACUAAGCUUGGUUAGAGUGACUCAUGAAUAUGCUCAAUGAUGGCUGGGGCUUAGAAACCUAGAGAUACCCUAUCCUAUGACAGCUGGGACUCAAUUGAAGAUUAACCAUCUCCUGUUCUGUACAUAGACCCUAGUCCUAAAAAGGGGGAGUUCUGAGAGGCCAUAGUUGGUCUAAGACUUAACCAAUGAAUCAUGGUCAUCAUACAGCGCUUGCUUAGGUUUAGUUCACACCAGGGAGCAGGUUCAACCUCACUCCCUCCUGACAUCUGUGGAAAUCCCUAGGGAGAAGUGUAAGAUCCAAACUGUUCUAACCAUAUUUGGUAAUAAAGUGGAAUUUCAGGAUUAAUCCAUUAAUUAGCUAUAGGUUACAGAUAUAUCUCUAGAUAGAAUAACUUGUGAA